AUGGAGUUGGAGGACGGAGUAGUGUACCAGGACGACCCGGGGACAUCGGCUAUGAUGUCGGAGCGGGUAUCGGGCCUGGCCAACUCCAUUUACCGCGAGUUCGAGAAACUGAUAGGAAAAUACGAUGAAGAUGUGGUGAAAGAACUGAUGCCGCUCGUCGUGGCUGUGCUGGAGAACCUGGAUUCGGUGUUCGCGGAAAACCAGGAGCAUGAAGUGGAGCUAGAACUGUUAAAGGAGGACAACGAACAGCUCAUCACGCAGUAUGAACGGGAGAAAGCGCUGAGGAAACACGCAGAGAGGUGA
Oncorhynchus tshawytscha (Chinook salmon) is the source of this 303-nucleotide messenger RNA. RefSeq names its product C-Jun-amino-terminal kinase-interacting protein 4-like. Gene Ontology annotation, molecular function: JUN kinase binding; signaling receptor complex adaptor activity; kinesin binding. Gene Ontology annotation, cellular component: cytoplasm. The record is from RefSeq and is a predicted model, not a curated record. The coding region runs from base 1 to 303 and encodes 100 amino acids. NCBI's taxonomy places the organism in Eukaryota, Metazoa, Chordata, Actinopteri, Salmoniformes, Salmonidae. The transcript has a single exon. Gene Ontology annotation, biological process: vesicle-mediated transport.